GGAGCUCUUUCCAUUCAAACACGAAAAUCGCCUAGAAGUUUAAACUUCGAGUCGCUUUUGUCGCUUGGCCUUUUCUUUUAUUUCGUUGCUCAAUUGUUGUUAAUUAAUUGUGUGAAAACUACAUAUUUUUGUCUGUGCGCCUGUGUUGCAAUUCGUGUAAAAGAGAGAGAGGGAGAAAAAAAGAAACAAAGCGAAAUUGUUUUAACCGAAAAACCAAAAAAACUGGCAAAUUGUUUACACCAGCAGUCUAAACAAUUCUCAAAAGUUCGCCAGACACUGAAUAUCAAAAUUCAGAGAAAAGGAAAAACGGCGAAAAACGUCUCGCGCGCAUUUUUAACUUUUUCACUCAGUGAGAGAGUCCAGGAGAAAGCAGAGAGCGGGAGAGGGAGUUGCUGAAUAAGAAAGCAGUCGCAUUCAGCAAAAGAGAGAACCACUCUUUCAAAUUUUAUCGCUCUCUGAGCACACAAAUAAAAGAGCUCCCCAGUUCGUUGUUUUUGUUUGUUUUGUGUGUUAAGUUAAAACAUUAAAAAGGCCUACAAUUUCCGAACACCUAAAAUACAUGUGUAAAUGCAAGUGAAACUCAUUAAAAGGGAAGCUGGUAAAAAGAGAACCGAAUUAACUGUUUGCACACAUGCACUCGCAUUGAAACCAGUGUUUGGGCUCUCCCAACUGUGUGUGUGUAUAUCUAAUAAGAAAAAGCAGCUGGGACCUCCACAAACAAAUUUGUCAAAUUAAACAAUCGGAAAAAGAAAAAUCAAAAGCAAAUUUUUAAACAUAUCGCUACUGAGCAUUUAAAUAUAAAGUUCAUCCAACUUCAAAUAAGAAUUACGGUAGAGAAAGAAGUCGUACUUAAUUAUCGUAAAAUCGAUAAUGAAAACUGAAACCGGCAGCAAUAAUAAUAAUAAUACUACUGGCGCCAAUAUGGAUUUCGAUAUGUAUCCAAGUAUUUCGGGCAAGCAACAGGAUCCCGUUCGCGAAGUCGUUAUGAAAUAUAUCGAUUACUUUCUGCCAGAUGCAUCUGGAACGAGUGCAGUUGCGAUUGAUAACAAAAUCGAGCAGGCAAUGGAUCUGGUCAAGUCGCAUCUCAUGAUAGCGGUGCGCGAGGAGGUGGAAGUGCUGAAGGAGCGCAUCUCCGAGCUGAUGGACAAGAUCAACAAGCUGGAGCUCGAGAACAACAUUCUCAAGUCGAACAUCCCGCAGGAGACGCUGCAGCAGCUGCAGAUGCAGCUCCAGAUCGCCGCCCCGCCGGCCACGCCCGCCAUUCAAGCGGCACCGGCGGUACAGAGUGCCGUUGCCCCGGCUGCCGCUGGUCAGGCAGUUCAGCAGCAGGCCGCUGGAGCGGUUGCGGUAGCGGUGGCGGUAACGGGCGUGGCCACCAGUCCAGCGUCCGCGGUGGUACCCACGAGCAUUCCCAACGGCAGCGCCGAGAACGGCAGCAGUGCAGUCGAGUCAGCGGUAUCGGUGGAGCAGCAGGUGCAGCAGGUGACGUCAGCAGCGGCGGCAGCAGCGGCAGUCACAGCCAACGGUCCCAUGUCCUAAGCUGUUGCUGCUGUGGCCCGAAACACAGUGUUUGUUUUUUUAAGGCGCCCACGCACACGCACCGCAGCGAGGCGAGGCGUGGCGUGGGGGGAAAUGAACGUUUUUAAGAAUGAAAACCGUAAUGUUAACUCAGCCGCAGUCUCUUUCUAAGCCGAAGGAGGCGGGGCCGAGGAGAGCAGCGAAAGUAUUAGGCCAAUAACAACAAGCAACAAGCAACGAACAGCAACAGUAACAGCAGCACCAACAUGUUAUGCUCGUGUUAGGUGUGUGUUAGGUAGACUAACCGGCGGUUAAGGACUGUUCUGUUGUUGCUGGCUGUUAAUCUGCUGCAGCCGCCGUUUUGUUAAUUUCUCGAUUGUGAUAUUUGUUUAACACACAUACAGACCAUACACACACUCACACGCAUUUCCACACACAUCCAUACGAAAUACACACACACAACCACACAGAUAGACUGCACGCUAACAGCGGCUGCGGCUGGCGCUGUUAACGUCCGCUGUUAACUCGAAGCGAGUAUAGGAGUUCUUUUUAAAUGGCGCGCUGCUGCGCCUCCACUUUUUGUUUAAUACUUUUUAUUUUUGUUUACCCGUUUGUUUCCACGUUGUUAACGCUACGAAUAAAAAAAAAAAACAUAAGAAUCAUAAACAAACACACCCAGAACACCACACACAACCACUCAGUAAGCUGGCUGCAAAAUAAUACUUGACGAAAGUAAAGUUUUUGGCCAACGGAGAGAAACAGCAGCAGAAAUACAAAUGCAAAUCGAUAAAGUGUUCUAGAGUGCCAGGGAAAACACAAAGAAAAAGAAAAAAAGGGACAGAAGGGAAAUUAAAUGAAAUAAUAUGUGAUAAUUUGCAUUGUGCAGUCAGAGACAUAAGAUGUAAAUUGUAAAAAAACAAAAGUAAACCCGAGAAGCAAAGGACAGGAAAGUAGGAUUCAAAUUUCCAAACAUUCAACAUUGAUCGAUAAAUACAAAUACAAAUACAAUUUAGUGAAACAAGAAAAGGCCAGCUGCUAUUUUUAUAAUUUACCUUUAAUUCCAACUUUUAUUGUAAAAAUACAAGAGAAAAUAUUAACUACACCAUAAAUAUGAAUAUGUUUCAAAUUAAACAAUGCGAUAACAAAACAAGUAGUAAAUUAUAGUAAUUCUAGCAUAUUCUCAAGCUAUAUUUAAAAGAUUGUAUAGCUAUUCACAAAAAAAGAAAAACAAAAAACAGAAAAGAAAGGAAACAACAGCCAAACAAAAUGAAAGCUUAUCAAAAUUGUUUGUUAAACUUUUAAACUAUCUGCAAACGAAAAACCCAAAAAUAUCUGUAAAUAUUGUGUAAAACUAAUAACUAUAUUUGAGAACAAACUUCAAAAGUCACGACGAUGAAGAUACAUUGCAAAAAGAAAAUGAAAACACACAAAAUCAACAAGAUGAAAAGCUAAAAUUGUAAGAUGAAGACAAACUCGUCCUAUUUUUGUUAUAAUUAUUUAGUCGAUAAUUUUGCAUUACUCUUAGUUUGAAAAGUCCUUAAUGUUUAUGCGAAAUCUGUUAUAGGAUUUUCCACACAUUAUCUCUUUCGUUUCACACCCCGCACUCUUAGACCGACAAACCCAAACCCAAACCCACAAGAUAAACCACGAAAAGAUGCUGAACUGCUGCAGCCAUGAGAUGGAAGUGUGAGUAACUAAAAGGGCCAAGCUCCAAAGGGGUCUCCCGCCUCCCAGAGUUGGCCCAGUCCGAAGUUGGCCGCCCUGUAGACGCCGAGUUUUGCCAUGCCCAAGUGCACUCACUCGUUUGGGGCAGGGCGUAGGAUCCUGCCCCAGAGAACACAAACUGCAGCCUGCGGAGACUCAAAUUGUCUAAGGCUAGCGUGGAUUAAACAAGGAAAUGAACAUCCAAAAUGAAAACGCAUUCAAAUGUGAAGAGAAACCAAAAAUAAUACUCCAACUCAAGUGCCGAAAACUAGCUGUCUACAGGGCAAACAAACCAAUGGAUGGACAGAUCAGAUAGACGGACAGACGGACGGACAGACUAAGGUCAUCCCCCGAACACACAGUAAUUCUGUUGAAAGUAUUUCCCUUUAUGAUUUUUGUAUUUAAUUCAAAGAACCAUCUUCAUGCGUUUCAUGUUUAGUUCUUCUCCUUUGAGUUUUACGACCUAAGUCUCUUUUUAAGCUAACUAUUAAUUUAUUAAUUAGUUUGUAAGCGCAAAAAUAAUUAAAAUAAAUCUAAACGAAAUAACUGCAAACAACCUAUAUUAAAAUAAAGGAAAAAAUAAAAUUAUACUGAAAACCAAAA
Molecule: messenger RNA, 3825 nt
Organism: Drosophila teissieri
Lineage: Eukaryota; Metazoa; Arthropoda; Insecta; Diptera; Drosophilidae
Gene: bun
Product: protein bunched, class 1/class 3/D/E isoforms
Exons: 3
Coding region: 871-1539 (222 amino acids)
Biological process (GO): regulation of transcription by RNA polymerase II
Source: RefSeq, a predicted model, not a curated record